Bombus terrestris (buff-tailed bumblebee) is the source of this 426-nucleotide messenger RNA. RefSeq names its product odorant receptor 2a-like. Gene Ontology annotation, molecular function: olfactory receptor activity; odorant binding. The record is from RefSeq and is a predicted model, not a curated record. Gene Ontology annotation, cellular component: membrane. Bases 1 to 426 code for a protein of 141 amino acids. NCBI's taxonomy places the organism in Eukaryota, Metazoa, Arthropoda, Insecta, Hymenoptera, Apidae. Gene Ontology annotation, biological process: sensory perception of smell. The transcript is spliced from 3 exons.
AUGCACAUUUGCUACGACGUGGAAACGCAGGACGACUUGAGUGAGAAUUUUGGCAUAACUGUCACAGCACUUAUCACCAGUUGUAAACUUAUGAGCUUAGUCAUAGGGCGAAAAACUAUCAUAAAUAUGUUGGAUCUACUCAAGAAGAAGCCUUUUGUACCAGAGAACAAUGGGGAAGUAGAAAUUCACACGAAAUACGACAAUCUAAUCGAAAAAGUCGCGAUGUUUUAUACGAUACAAGUCGUAUGUUGUGUGCUUGCUUUAGUAGGAACGACGUUGGUCAGUGACUUUAAAUUGAAAAAAUUAAUGUUCCCCGCUUGGUUUCCUUUCGACUUCACCUCCUCGUGGUUUGCGUUUUCUAUGACGUUCAUCUAUCAGUUAGUGGGUUUAGUGAUCAUAGCCAUUGGUGUCAGUUCGCCAAAAUAG